Messenger RNA from Porites lobata, 1429 nucleotides. The record is from the annotation of a GenBank genome assembly. Lineage: Eukaryota; Metazoa; Cnidaria; Anthozoa; Scleractinia; Poritidae.
UGUCACACCAAGAAACUUUCUCGAUUAAUAUCCAAGGACAUUGACAUGGACGAACACAUAAACAACAUUUCGUCGUAUCAUUUAUCUUUCUUCGAGAAGCUAAUCUUAUGCAGAGGUCUAAAAUUUUCUCUUCCUCAGCACUGCUACAGCAAAGAUAUUCAAGCCAGCUUCGAAAAAACGUUUUGGAGGUUAGAUCUUCUCAUUAAAGAUCCCAAGAAAAAAGAUCUGGCAUCUGCCACCUUGCCUUCAAUCGCACUUAGCUACAUCGCAAAGAAAGGCCCUACUCCUCCUAAAGCACUGCUGAGAGCUCUCAACCUUAAAGGAAGAGAUGACAUUAUCAUCUCCAAACCAGACAAAGGCUCUGGUGUUGUCGUGAUGGACAGAGACCAGUAUCUUCGUCUACUAUGUGAGGCCUCGAUCAACGACUCUACGAAGUUUGCACAUAUUGAUCAACACCGUCCAAAAACCAGAAGAAGACCUCCGAAACAUUUCCACCCUCUCUUAGAGAAAGAAAAACAGCUACAUGAGAAGGUACACAAGAUUUUUCCAAAAGCCACGUCCGAACAACUUUGCCCUAAAGGUUCCAGACUUGCGCACCUGUAUGGCCUCCCCAAAACACACCGUGUAGGCCUCAUGCAUAGGCUUUCUUUGGCAAAGAAAACCUAUGCAUGAGGCCUAUCUUAUCAGCCUCUGGCACGUACAACUACCCCCUGGCGAAAUGGCUGGAUGAAAAAUUGAAGCCGUUAUCAACCAACAAAUAUUGUAUCAACGAUAUUUUUGGUUUUAUUGACGAGACUAAAAACACUAGCAUCCAGCCUAACCAUAUCCUUGUCUCCUAUGAUGUGUCCGCAAUAUUCACCAAUGUUCCUUUAAAAGAAACUAUUGACAUUCUCGUCGACAAAGCUUUCGAGGGUGACUGGUUCAAUAAGACGCAUAGCAUGCAACUCGAAAAGCAUCAACUGACGGAUCUAUUGGAAAUCGCUACUAUGAACCAGCUAUUUCAAUUCAACGGCGAAUUGUAUGAACAAACGGAUGGUGUAACAAUGGGCUCACCCACUAUUGGCUAACGUUUUCAUGUGCCAUAUAGAAAACCAGCUAGAACAAAAGAGCAUGAUUCCGUCUUUUUAUCGAAGAUAUGUUGAUGACACUUUAGUCACAAUGUCCAACACAGAAUCAGCGACAGAUUUCCUUCAAGUACUCAACAGUGCGCGCCCUAGCUUGUCUUUCACUAUGGAACUUGAACAUGACGGCUCCGAUUCCGUUCCUCGGUACAGUUUUGACAAGAUGUGGUGGCACUCUAACAACAGAAGUCUGCAGAAAACCAACCUACACAGGACUUCUACUCCAUUUCCAAAGCCACGUCGACAGCAGAUUCAAGAAAGGCCUAGUCGACACGAUGGUUAACCGUGCGUACCGUCUAUCUUCCACC